CUAAUAAGAGACGAGAUGGGCCAGGGCGACGAGAGCGACCGCAUUGUGAUCAACGUGGGAGGGACUAGGCACCAGACUUACCGCAGCACCCUACGCACCCUGCCUGGCACUCGGCUGGCCUGGAUCGCCGAACCCGAUGCCCACAGCCACUUCGACUAUGACCCCCGCACGGAUGAGUUUUUCUUUGACCGGCACCCGGGCGUCUUUGCCCACAUCCUGAAUUACUACCGCACUGGCAAGCUGCACUGCCCCGCGGACGUGUGCGGGCCCCUGUAUGAGGAGGAGCUGGCCUUCUGGGGCAUUGAUGAGACCGAUGUGGAGCCCUGCUGUUGGAUGACCUACCGGCAGCACCGCGACGCCGAAGAGGCUCUGGACAGCUUUGGUGGGGCGCCCCUGGAUAGCAGUGCUGAGGACGGAGACAUAGAUGGCACCGGUGACUCUGGUGAUGGUGAAGAGGAGCUGGAGAUGACAAAACGCCUAGCACUUAGUGACUCCCCAGAUGGCAGGUCUGGGGGCUUCUGGAGACGGUGGCAGCCCCGCAUCUGGGCGCUCUUUGAGGAUCCCUACUCCUCCAGAUAUGCAAGGUAUGUGGCAUUUGCCUCCCUCUUCUUCAUUCUGGUCUCCAUCACCACCUUCUGCCUCGAGACCCAUGAGAGAUUUAACCCCAUUGUGAACAAGACAGAAACUGAAUUCAUUGGGAAUGACACCCAGGUGCGGCACUACAGGGAAGCAGAGACUGAAGCCUUUCUCACCUACAUCGAAGGUGUCUGUGUGGUCUGGUUUACAUUUGAGUUCUUGAUGAGAGUCACUUUCUGCCCAAACAAGGUGGAGUUUAUCAAAAACUCUUUGAACAUCAUUGACUUUGUGGCCAUACUGCCUUUCUAUCUAGAGGUUGGACUCAGUGGCCUGUCUUCCAAAGCUGCUAAGGAUGUCCUGGGCUUCCUCCGCGUAGUCCGUUUUGUGCGAAUCCUGCGAAUUUUCAAGCUGACCCGCCACUUCGUUGGGUUGCGGGUCUUGGGACACACCCUCCGCGCCAGCACAAAUGAAUUCUUGCUGCUCAUCAUAUUUUUGGCAUUGGGCGUCUUAAUCUUUGCCACGAUGAUCUAUUAUGCCGAGAGAAUAGGUGCUAAACCAAAUGACCCUAGUGCCAGUGAACACACACACUUUAAAAAUAUCCCCAUCGGCUUUUGGUGGGCUGUUGUCACCAUGACGACCCUGGGCUACGGAGACAUGUAUCCUCAGACUUGGUCAGGCAUGCUGGUGGGGGCCCUCUGUGCUCUCGCUGGUGUGCUGACCAUUGCCAUGCCUGUCCCUGUCAUUGUGAACAAUUUCGGAAUGUAUUACUCCUUAGCUAUGGCUAAGCAGAAGCUACCAAAGAAAAAAAAGAAGCAUAUCCCGAGGCCACCCCAGCUGGGAUCCCCCAAUUAUUGUAAAUCUGUCGUAAACUCUCCACACCACAGUACUCAGAGCGACACUUGCCCACUGGCCCAAGAAGAAAUUUUAGAAAUUAACAGAGCAGAUUCGAAACUGAAUGGUGAGGUGGCCAAGGCGGCGCUGGCAAAUGAAGACUGUCCCCACAUAGACCAGGCUAUUACGCCUGAUGAGGGCCUGCCCUUUACCCGCUCUGGCACUCGGGAGAGAUAUGGACCCUGCUUCCUCUUAUCAACCGGGGAAUAUCCCUGCCCGCCUGAUGGAGGAAUAAGAAAGGGAAAGCAUCUCCAACUCAACACAGAACAAAACCUGGGCUCACGACUUUGUGCAAGACUGAACGUAUCUGGUCCACUGACAAUACAUGAGGAUUAUAUCAUACAUGAAGCAGCUGCAGUGCAGAGAGGAUUAAGCAUUAAAGAUGCUUUUUUUUACACCUGUAGAAGACAAGAAAAUCUUUAA
This is a messenger RNA of Gymnogyps californianus (California condor), 1890 nucleotides long. It is a transcript of the gene KCNC1, whose product is annotated as potassium voltage-gated channel subfamily C member 1. Bases 16 to 1890 code for a protein of 624 amino acids. Gene Ontology annotation, biological process: protein homooligomerization; potassium ion transmembrane transport. Gene Ontology annotation, cellular component: axon; neuronal cell body membrane; dendrite membrane. The record is from RefSeq and is a predicted model, not a curated record. Lineage: Eukaryota; Metazoa; Chordata; Aves; Accipitriformes; Cathartidae. Gene Ontology annotation, molecular function: delayed rectifier potassium channel activity; protein binding. The transcript has 4 exons.